CCGUUUCUUCAUUGAACACCAUACAACACGCUUUUCGUUUUCUGUUAUUCAUUCAAUUCCUCUUCUUUCUCUCUCUCUCAAACGCUAAUAACAAUGGCAACCAAUCCAAACACUGAAACUACCACCACCACCAAAUCCUCUGUUUACCUUGGUGACAUGGACGAAUUGAAGACAGUCUUCACCCGCUUUGACACCAACGGCGACGGCAAGAUCUCCGUCACCGAGUUGGACAACAUCCUCCGCUCCCUCGGAUCCACCGUCCCUAAGGACGAGCUUCAGCGUGUCAUGGAAGACCUUGACACCGACCGCGACGGUUUCAUCAACCUCGCUGAGUUCGCCGCCUUCUGCCGCUCCGGCUCCGCCGACGGUGAUGUUUCAGAGCUUCGCGAAGCCUUUGAUCUGUACGACAAGGACAAGAACGGCCUCAUCUCUGCAACAGAACUCUGUCAAGUGCUGAACACCCUCGGAAUGAAGUGCUCCGUUGAAGAAUGCCACACCAUGAUCAAAUCCGUCGAUUCUGAUGGUGACGGUAACGUUAACUUUGAAGAGUUUAAGAAGAUGAUGAACAAUAAUCAGGCCAAUAGCAAUUAGGCAUUUUCCAUUUCUGAAUUUAGUACUAACAGAUCUGCUCCUGUCAUAUGCCUAAUAGCAUUUUCGAUUCUCUCUGGUUCUUGUUUCGUUUCCACAUCAUCAUAUAAAUAAGAAUGAAUUCUAGCAUAUCUGGGAGUAAUAAAUAAAUAAAUCCCUGAUAUUAGGUACAUUAAAAGAGGUUAUAUAGAGAAUGUUUUUGGGAGUUUAUUAAAUAAAAUAUCUAAAGUUAAGGCUGAAAUUAUUCUCAUUCUCA
This is a messenger RNA of Medicago truncatula (barrel medic), 844 nucleotides long. RefSeq names its product probable calcium-binding protein CML27. The record is from RefSeq and is a predicted model, not a curated record. Lineage: Eukaryota; Viridiplantae; Streptophyta; Magnoliopsida; Fabales; Fabaceae. Gene Ontology annotation, molecular function: calcium ion binding. The coding region runs from base 94 to 591 and encodes 165 amino acids. The transcript has 2 exons.